Molecule: messenger RNA, 1423 nt
Organism: Prunus avium (sweet cherry)
Lineage: Eukaryota; Viridiplantae; Streptophyta; Magnoliopsida; Rosales; Rosaceae
Gene: SPCH
Product: basic helix-loop-helix (bHLH) DNA-binding superfamily protein
Biological process (GO): stomatal complex development; positive regulation of DNA-templated transcription; guard cell differentiation
Cellular component (GO): nucleus
Molecular function (GO): DNA-binding transcription factor activity; protein dimerization activity
Source: RefSeq, a predicted model, not a curated record
UUUGACGCACUCUCUUUCGUUUCUCCCUCCCUUUCGUCUUUUUCCCCGACAACUAAUUCCCUUGUUGCCUGGCUUGUAGCUACUUCCAUUUCUUCUUUUGUUCUUCCUUUUUGGCUAAUUAACCAAGAGGCAUAAAGCAAAUCUAUGGCCAUGGAUGAUCACGACCGUCCAUCAUCUGACUUUUUCCAAGAACACGAGCAGUGCUACUACAGCGACACCAAUUGCAACUUAGCCACUCCAGGGGACGAUCUUUUUAGCAUAUUGGAGAGCUUAGACGAUGGAUUUGGAUUCGGAGGAGCCAUGGAAUUCCCUCCGCCGCCAGCCACGGUGGCAUUGGAUGAUGAACAACCACCGCGACCGUUUGUUUUCAGCUCAUCCUCAGCUGACCAGACCGAUCUUGACGAAACCAAUUCGCCCCCCAAAACCAAGAGAUUGAAGUUCUCUGCAUCACCUGCUUCGGGCGGCACCGCGACCACUUUCUCAGAUGAAGAUGGACAACAAACAAGGAUGUCUCAUAUAACGGUGGAGCGCAACCGUAGAAAGCAAAUGAACGACCACUUGUCUGUCCUGCGCUCUCUCAUGCCUUGCUUCUAUGUCAAACGAGGAGAUCAAGCAUCAAUAAUUGGAGGGGUGGUUGAUUACAUCAAUGAACUGCAGCAAGUUCUUCAAUCGCUUGAGGCCAAGAAGCAGCGAAAAGCCUACAGUGAAGUGUUAAGCAGCCCUAGGCUGGCCUCAAGUCCAAGACCACCUGGUCCCUCACCACCAGUCCUUAGCCCUAGAAAACCCCCUCUCAGUCCUAGGCUCAGCUUGCCCCCUAUCAGCCCAAGAACCCCUCAGCCAACCAGCCCUUACAAGCCCUCUUCUGCUAGGGCUCUGCAGCAACCACCACCACAAUUACCUGCCUCUGCUAAUAUUAUUAGUAAUUAUCUGAUUUCUAGUCCAAACAUGCCCACCUCAUCGUCACUUGAAUUACCAUCUCCUUCUUCUUCAACUACUUCCUCCCAUGUCAAUAAUAAUAAUAAUAUUGACAAUCUCAAUGAGCUAUUCGCCAACUCCAAGUCCGCCGUCGCCCAAGUGGAGGUGAAAUUUUCGGGUCCAAAUGUUCUUCUGAAAACGGUGUCGCCUCCAAUACCAGGACAGGCUCUCAGAAUCAUUUCUACUCUCGAAGAACUUUCGCUUGAAAUUCUUGACGUCAGCAUCACCACCGUUGACGAAACCAUGAUUAAUGCCUUCACCAUCAAGAUUGGAAUUGAAUGCCAACUUAGUGCCGAGGAACUGGCUCACCAAAUUCAGCAAACGUUCUGCUAAUUGCAUGCCCUAUGUACCUAACAAUCUCAUCAUAUCUGCCAAUUGGUAUUUGGUAUUUGGUAUUUGGUAUUUGGUGCUAAUAAUAAAACAGAAUGUGGGAAAGGCAUUUUUACCA